UUAACUUUUUUUUCCCUGAAAAUAGAGGAUUAACUCCUGCCUUUGCUCUAGUCCCAGCUAAGCUAAUCCCCAUAUGAUGAGAAUAUCAGACGGUUUUCGAUCUUCAAAAACAAUGGGGGAGAUGGUUACCAGUGUAUAAAUUUGUCAGGCCAACGUUAAGGAAAUUCUCUGCAAACUUCAAUCAUCCUCUCUCUGUUGGAUAGGGGGACACUCAAUCUCUCUAUAUCUCUCGCUGGCAAAAAAGAGGCGAGUCCUCGUCCUCUGAUUGUACCUCUCUCUUUUUUUUUUUCCUUGUGUUAAUCGCGAGGUAGCGAUCUCACUGAGGGUCCCAAUGGAUGAAAUGAAUGGCGAGGAUGCUUUUAGCUCAAUGCCAAAAAAUAAUGAUCGCAAUAUUGAAGGUGAAAUGGAGAAAGAACAUAGGAUGGAAGAGGUGGAUAAUGGUAAGAGUAGCAAUGUUGAAAUUGAUAUAGCUUCCUCAGAAACAAUGAUGGUGAAUGAUGAACAAGCAAUUUUGAUUCUUGGUGGUGAAGAGAAGAAACAAUUUUUAAAAGAAUUUGAUAUGAGUAUUGUGUGUGAAGAGGGGAAAGAAAAUAUGCAAGUAAAGAUGAACAAUGAGAAGAUUGACAAUGCUGAAACUGAGAUAACUUACUUGGAGCCGAUGAAUAUGAAUGCCAAAGAAUCAAUUUUGAUUCUUGGUGGCAAAGAGAAGGAUGAGCUUACAAAAGAGUCUAAUGUGGUUAUAGGACAUGACAAGGAGAAAGAACAUACAAUAGAGGAUUUGAAUAGUAAAAUGAAUCCUAAAGAAGAAGUAGUGCAUGUAGAAGAUACUAGAGAAGAGGUGAAGAAUGAAGAACAAGUAGGAGCUAUCUUCAAGAAGAAAAUAGAUAAACCGAGGAAGAAGGGAAAGAAGGCCUCAAAGAAAAAGAUGGCAUUGAAGGGUAUGAAUGAAGUGAUUGUCAAGGAUACAAAUGAUCAAGAACCUUCAAGCAAGAACCUUCAAACUUUGAAUAACAAAGAUAAUGUUGAUGAUGAAGGGUUGCAUGAAGAAGAUGCAAAACAAGAGGUGGAGAAUGAAGAUAAAGUAGAAGAUAUUUCCAAGAAGAAAAUAGGCAAGUUGAGGAAAAGGGGGAGAAAAGGCUCAAAGAAGAAGAUGGCUUUGAAGGGCAUGAGUGAAAUGAUUGUCAAGGAUAAGAAUGACCAAGAACCUUCAAACAAAAAGGCAAUAAGGAAUGAUAAACUUAUGGGGAUGAUAUUUAUGUGUAGUUCUCAGACCAAGAAGGAUUGCUACCGUUACAUGGUUUUAGGUUUGCCAGCAAAUAAGAGAGAUGUUGUUCUACAAAUUUGUGAAGGGAUGAAGCUAUUUUUGUUUGAUUUUGAUUUGAAAUUGCUAUAUGGAAUCUACAGAGCUACAGGACCUGGGGGUUAUAAUAUUGAACCAAAGGCUUUCAAGUGUGCAUUUCCCUCACAGGUGCGGUUCAAUGUUUAUAAGGACUGCAUACCGCUGCCAGAGGAGAAGUUUAAAAAGGUCAUCAAAGACAACUAUUACCAGAAGAACAAAUUUGAUUGUCGAUUGACAUCAGAACAGGUGAAGAAUUUGUGCAAACUUUUUCGAGCUGUUAGCAAAACCUCCAUGUCAAAGGGGUUGCAAAGAAAUCCUGGUGCAGAGACGCAUACAUUUACAGAUCGAGAGAAGAGUAGAAAACGGAGUCACAGAGCAGAAACCCAUAAAUUUGCAGAUCAGCACGGGGCUAGGAAGCGACACUGUAACACCUAUAAAAGGGAAAUUUAUGCAUCCCCUGUUGCACCUCUGUCAUCACGUGUACCUUUACCCCCAGCAUCAACUCUUGCACCCCCUCCACGAUCAUAUUCUUAUGAAGGGAACUUGGAAAUGAAUGAUUACAGAAGGGAUCCAUUUGUUGAGCAUCAGUACAGACGAUUCCGAGAUUUGGAGCUGAGGCAUCAAGAGCAGACGGAGCAUGUAAGGAACUCAUUCCAUGAGCAGCAUCAAGGGGAGAUUGAACUCGUUGAUCCCUAUGUACUGCACAGAGACCUGGUUUUGUACCGUGAUCUCUCAUAUUCUGCUUCCCAGCCAUCUGAAUACUGGUCUCACACGAGGACAUUUCUUCGUCCUGUUCAGAGUAGGGGUCGACAUGACCAGUAUAUUGGUACUAGAUCAAGGUACUGAGAACUGAGAAGAUUUCUGAAAGUGUGAAAUUAGUGGCAGCCACAUUGAAUUUGGGCCGUCUUUUACAUGAGCUGUGAGCAUCUGCAAUCUCUUUAGGCAGAAACUGUUACUUGCUCUCAAAAAAUGUCCAGAGUCCUGAAUCUCUAGCAUGCUGCUGACUGCUGUUUACUCAGUUUCAGUUUAUUGAUUUUAUUUAAUGCCAAGUAUUCCUAGCUUAAAAGCAUGUUGUAAUCAAACAAUCACCAGGAAACUAUUUGCUUUUUCUUGACCCGUCAUUCGAAAACAUUGUUUAGUGAGAUUUUCAACUCUUAAGGUUCUGUGUAUCGGCCUAGCAAUUACUGAAUGCAAUUUGGAGCCAUAAGUGGUUCCUCUAUCUUAGAUACAA
This is a messenger RNA of Hevea brasiliensis (rubber tree), 2570 nucleotides long. RefSeq lists its product as uncharacterized. Lineage: Eukaryota; Viridiplantae; Streptophyta; Magnoliopsida; Malpighiales; Euphorbiaceae. The transcript is spliced from 4 exons. The record is from RefSeq and is a predicted model, not a curated record. Bases 332 to 2185 code for a protein of 617 amino acids.